Aspergillus melleus is the source of this 1023-nucleotide messenger RNA. RefSeq lists its product as uncharacterized. Lineage: Eukaryota; Fungi; Ascomycota; Eurotiomycetes; Eurotiales; Aspergillaceae. Bases 1 to 1023 code for a protein of 340 amino acids. The transcript has 2 exons. The record is from RefSeq and is a predicted model, not a curated record. Gene Ontology annotation, molecular function: snoRNA binding. Gene Ontology annotation, biological process: rRNA processing.
AUGGUUACGGCUACUAGACGGCGGACUCUUGAAGUCGCGCAACCGAUUACAGAUUCGAAUGUCGAGGUCCAGAUAAAGACGAGAUCGAAGCGCAAAUCCGAUACUGCCGUCGCUCCAACCAGCCAGACUCGAGGCAGCAAACGACGGAAGAGAGCAAGUCUGGAGUCGAACCAGGAAAUCGAGAGCGAAUCGCAGAACGAAACUCCGGAGGAGACGCAGGAAAUCGAGGCUGCGCCUGAGCCUGAGCUUGAGAUUGAAGCUCAACCGGAGCCCGAAGCUGUGCCCGAACCCGAAGAAAAACCGGCCACAAAUGGAAAGACCAAGCACUUCCGAUUUGACAGCGAAGAACCAGAAAUCCCAUUAGAUACCCCGGCCGAAGAGAGUACAGAGACGCCCCAGGACAAAGAGGGCAGCGACGACGACAGCAGCGACGAUGAUGCCCCCGAAGCAAUUAGCAACUCUGCGCAACUGUCCAAGAUCAGGUCAGAAGCGAAGAAACUGGAGCAAGCCAAACAACUAGAGGAACAGUUGAAAAAGGAGAAGCGACGGCAAUUAGAUGAAUUGCGCAAAUCACAGGCGAAGAUCUCCAACAAGAAGAAAGAGAGUUUCGCCGAUGAUCUGCUUUCCGAGAGCACGGAAACCCUUCAAGGCUCUACUACGCAGGACGUACAACGGUCGGCGCUCCCGGCGCUCCUCCCGGAUGAUAUCCUGAACGCGGCCCCUGCUACGCGACCUUUGACGCCUCCCGCGGAAGAAUUGGAAACUGGUCCCAAGAAGCCCAACAAACUCCGGUUCCUUGAGAAGAGCGAAAAACGCCCGAAGGAUGUGAGAAUGGGCGAUGUCACCAUCCGAGUUCUAGACGGAGAACCCCCGCAGAAGAAGAGCAAAACGUCUUUGGCGCCAAAGUCCUCCAAAAAUGGACGCAAUGCUAGGGACAAUUGGCUGAACAAAUCCCGCAGCACGGGAAGUGUCAAUGGCCUCAGGAGAACGAAGGGUGGUCCUUCAGGCUUUGUGCGGCGAUGA